Salvelinus namaycush (lake trout) is the source of this 693-nucleotide messenger RNA. RefSeq names its product zinc finger protein. The record is from RefSeq and is a predicted model, not a curated record. The transcript has 5 exons. Bases 1 to 693 code for a protein of 230 amino acids. Lineage: Eukaryota; Metazoa; Chordata; Actinopteri; Salmoniformes; Salmonidae. Gene Ontology annotation, molecular function: nucleic acid binding; zinc ion binding.
AUGAAGUCGGCAGGAGUGGUGGAAGGAGGACUGUUCACAGAGAGUUACUGCAACAUCUGUAACGCCCAGCUCAUCUCCGAGUCGCAACGCACAGCACACUACGAGAGUAAGAAACAUGCCAACAAGGUCCGUCUCUUUUACAUGUUACACCCAGAAGACGGAGGCCCACCGUCCAAGAGACUGAGACCAGACAACCCGGGCAGUGCAGAGACAGAGGUGGACAGGAAUAAGUGCUGUACUUUGUGUAAUAUGUUCUUCACGUCGGCUAUCGUGGCCCAGUCUCACUACCAGGGAAAGACUCAUGCUAAGAGAGUACGACUGGUACUGGGAGAAACACCCAGCAUACCUACUGCUACCAACAGCCCUACCACCACAGGUAACACAGAUACACAUAUAGCACCCCCGGUGGCGGUGGUGGGUAGUGGUGGUGGGAGUGGUGAGACAGGGAAGUACUGCUGUCUGUGUGGAGCCUGGUUCAACAAUCCUCUGAUGGCCCAGCAACACUACGAGGGGAAAAAACAUCGCAGGAAUGCAGCCAGAGUGCGACUACUGGAGCAGCUAGCUGGCAGUCUGGAUGCUACUGAAACUACAGGUCUCCGCAGCAGUUACUCCUGCAGUGUAUGUAGUGUGGUGUUGAACUCCAUUGAACAGUACCAUGCUCACCUCCAGGGCUCCAAGCACCAGAACAAGUAA